Molecule: messenger RNA, 749 nt
Organism: Populus trichocarpa (black cottonwood)
Lineage: Eukaryota; Viridiplantae; Streptophyta; Magnoliopsida; Malpighiales; Salicaceae
Exons: 2
Coding region: 230-436 (68 amino acids)
Source: RefSeq, a predicted model, not a curated record
GGGUGGUAGUAGAACCAGACAACUGCCAAGAAACGGCAUGUUGUUUUGAAGUGGGCACGUAGCUUCUCUCAUCUCCCAUCUCCCAUCUCCCUUCUAAGACAACACAGGAGAGAACAAGACAAGAAAGACAACAUUUGUAGCUACAACAAGAUACGAGGAUAAAGGAAACUAAGAAAGAACAAGAAAGGUUGCUUGCUCUGCCUACUUUCAUUAUCAUUUCCCAUAAGAAAUGGCAGUAAAACCAACAGUUGCCUUGAGGGCUGUACUUGUAGGGGGUGUAGCAAUAUUUGCGAAAGUAGCAAGUGUAAUGAAGGCUGCUGGUGGUGUGAAGCUAGGGGCUGCUGCAGCAGCUGUCACAGCAGCUGCAACUGCUGCUAUUUCUGGACCAAAAAAAGAUUCAAAUGAUACCUCACCUUCACCUUCACCUUCACAGUGAUUAAUCUUCAGUUUUGGGUUCAUUUGUUCUCAGGUAAUUUUAGUAUGUAGCAAGUUGAGAGGAGUUUGGCUCGUGUUUGAACUUGAUCUAGAGAGAAUGUUCAAGCCAAGGAAAUAAAAGAAAAGACAUUGUGGAUUUACAUCGAAAGCUUCCGGUACUGCGGAUAACAUUGAUUAUUUUGCUGAUUUUCCUUCAAGUUUUAGGGAUAAAUUGUUGUAUAAAAGCAAGGCACUGUCCCACUCAAAUGAUGGCUUGUUGUUUUCUUGAUAAAAUUAUGACCGCACUGCUUGAUAGAGGCAGUGUUUGGUACUUA